CUCGGGAGGAGUGUGCGAGGCGCAGUUAUCAUCGCAGACUUCCCCAUCACUCACAGUCCCAGCGGUUCCGCAGGAAGACAGCUGUUAAUAACCCAACAAGCAUGUCUGGAACAUUAUAAGGUCAUUAGUCUACUAACCUCCAUAUGGAUUUACACACUUCUGUUUCUGCGAUUCGGCGCUUGCGCUUUUUCUUUUCUUUUUUUGUGACGAGAUUCACAAAAUAUUGGGCGAAUUCGGUUUAUGAACUCUGCGUUUCUCUCUGCGUGUGAUGGACAGGCGGCUAUUCAGCUCGAGCUGGGCUGGAGAGAGUAGAAAGUAAGCUCGUUUAAAACAAACAUCUGUCUUCAGGACUCCUGCUACAUCCCGAAGCGAAGGAGAAUGCUUUCGCUUUCAUAAACGGAGGAUCUGAGCGGUGUUUGAGGACACAGGAGGAGAGACAUGUCCAGCUCACAGAGAAGAGACUGAUCAGACAACACAGAAAGAUGCAGCUGUGGGGUCGAUCUCUGUGGCCGCUGCGGAUUGUGCUCUUGUUCACCUUGGUAAUGUGUUCGUGUGGGUUGGUUUCUGCGGGCACGCGGAGUCUGCGGGGACACACAUCACAGACAGAAAUGGGAGGAACAACAAAUCACACAUUGAAGACACUUUUUUU
Danio rerio (zebrafish) is the source of this 649-nucleotide messenger RNA. RefSeq names its product TAFA chemokine like family member 4b (gene tafa4b). NCBI's taxonomy places the organism in Eukaryota, Metazoa, Chordata, Actinopteri, Cypriniformes, Danionidae. Gene Ontology annotation, biological process: signal transduction. The record is from RefSeq and is marked provisional.